CGCCGCGCCGCCCGCCCCACCCCGCCGGUAAACAGCACCUCCCAAGCCGGAGCACGCGCGCCGCCCCCGCCUCCCCCAGCGCCGCGCACCAUUUUCUGAGAGGAAGUGUCGAGAGACCGCCCGGCUACUGGAGUCGGGCGCGCAGGGCGGACCCCUGCGCCAACGGCCGGACAGAGCUUCCCUCCGCUUCCCGGUGUGUGCCGUGAGGGUGUGAAGGGGCGGACAUGACGGGGGUGCAGCGUGCAGGAAGAAGCGGCUCCAGCCGACGGCGCCUCCGUGAUGCGGGGAUCCCCACCAAGCGCCCGGAAGCCCCGCCGUCGGGCUCGACCGGGGCUGCUCCGAAAGCCAACGGCUCCCCGGCCUCGGCGAGUCCGGCCGCGAGCAGAGAGGAAGCGGGGCCGGCGCAGCCCACUGCGGCCGCCUUGCACUUACCCAUCCAUGGCCCAGAUCGAAGAGCACAACUGACGGGCUCGCCGCCAGCGCAGGAAGCAGGCGGCGGCAGCUGGGUGGCUUCGGGCACCGGCGAGCGGCGCCUCUCCGGAGCCCCGGCCGGUCGGAGGUGGAAGGAAGAGUGGGAAACAGGGGCGGGGACCGAGCACGCUCCCGCCACCACCGCGCCCCCGCCUUCCCAGCCCGCGAGCGCGUCCCCGCCUCGCCUGGCUCCACCCCCUCAGCGUCGACGCCCUCCCUCGGGUCCCGCCCCUGCGCUCCUGCCCACCCUCGGCUCGGCUCCAAGGCGCCCUCUUCCCGCCGGCUGCGCCGCGCCCCGCCUUCUAGCCCACCUCUCUGCGCGCGUGCGCGCCCCCACCCUCGCGCCGGCGUUCGCGGGAGCGCGCGCCUUGUGUUUCGCGCUCGGGUGCCCGCCCUCUCGCGGCCCCGCGGGCCUUCCGGCUUCGCGUCCAGGGGCGGCCAGACUUCAACACUUCCCCCUGCUGGCGGGAAGAGCUUUGGGACUCGACUCCGGGGAGUAGCACUGGUUCUUCCUGUGGAAAUUUACUAUGAAUUCGUUAGUUUGCAAAGAUCUUUGUUCCACAAGCUGCUCCUUCACCGCAAGCUGAACUGCUCCCACCGCACGACGGCUGCGAGAGGGCACCUGCAGGAG
This is a messenger RNA of Cavia porcellus (domestic guinea pig), 1102 nucleotides long. Its product is annotated as skin secretory protein xP2-like. Lineage: Eukaryota; Metazoa; Chordata; Mammalia; Rodentia; Caviidae. The record is from RefSeq and is a predicted model, not a curated record. Bases 225 to 971 code for a protein of 248 amino acids. The transcript has 2 exons.